AUGUUCGUGAUCAGGCAGCGCCGUUGCGGGCUCUUCUUGGUGGGAGCUACCUGUUUCCUAUUCGGCGGUACCGGUAAUACCAAUGCAUUUUCCGUCGUAUCCACCACUACCGGUACAGUCCGCCCCAGCAGCACUUGUGUAUUGCACGAGACUCCAAAGAAUAAUCCAUUUCAAAAUGGAGGCUACGAUCCUUCCGAUGCCAGUGCGGCGCAAUGGAGUCCCUUGGAAGCGGCAGAAUUUGUCAUUUUCCACGACAGUGAUCCCGCAACGGUAGGACGACAAUUGACGCAUUUGGUAGCGCACUGGAGUGGUCGUCAAGUGGGAGAGUUUGUAUCGCGCUUGUACGUGGGAGCGAUUUUGGACGACAAUGCGGGCAAAGUGCAAUUUGAAUCCAAACAUGUGCGUUGUCCGCAAUGGCAGUACGGAGGAUUGGACUCACCGGUAGGACGUCACGCGUUGAAAGAGUUGCUGGGAGCAGCCGUGCCCGAUGCCGUACUAGAAGAUCCCAAGGAACUCCUUCAACUGGCACAAUCGUUUUUGUGGAAACAAUUCACGUGGCCGGCCAAAACCACCAACACGUAUGCCACUACUCCUACUACUGCUACCAGUAAUAAGACUACACAGAACAAGAAGAAGAACAAGCAGAAAUUGGAGGCCAUUACCAAACCAAUCUUGGAAUCGGAUAGCUUUGCCAAUCAAGGUUACACUUGGGCUAUCAUACAGAUCUGGAAGGAACUCGGUCAGGAACGAUCUUUCGACAUUUCGUUGGAAGAGUACUUUACGGCAGAAAACGUGCUCGACGUGGCCGUCGACUUGCAACAACAGAACAAUCACAAGGAUGCCACCGUCUUAUUAUUGGAUUCCAAGCAGUUGGCGGAUGUACAAGAAUUCUUUGAUUUGCUGCAGGUACAAGUCACACCUGCUGAGAAGAUCAAUAUUGUACAGGGAUUGGCCAAGGCCAGUUGGCAUCCCACUACCAUUGCCAAGUUUGUUUCCAUUCUGUCGCCAACACCAGUAGCACACGAGAGGACAAAAGUGGAAAAGAAGGAGCAUAUGUUGCCACCACCACCACAACAGCAACCACAGACAACAACAACAACAAAAAGUCUCCACGAGACCCGCACCGCCCACUCGGAUACCACGACAACCCACGACCGCAUUCGCCAGAGCAUCCAAACAGCCGAUACGGUACGCAAAAGCAGCACUGUCACUCCUGCGACGCCAACAUCACAAAAACAGCAGCUUCAGCGAGAAUCAGAACCACAAAAGCAACCACGUGAAACCAAUGUGAGAAAAAGCAAGAAACCGAGCAACAACAGCGCUAUCGAUGAGGCAACCAGCAAAAUUCAGCAGAGGAUCCAACAGGCAGAUGCCGCACGCAAGAAACUCGAACAACAACUAGCAUCGUCAUCAUCAUCGUCGUCAUUGCCAUUGUUUCCUUGGUCCACCGUGCCACCCAAACGGGACGCCGCUGUUCUCCUCCAUGCUAGUACUACUACUGGUAAUAAUAAUAGUACCAUGGAUGGGCUCCCGUUCUUUGGAGUGUCAAGUGAUUACUUUGGGGAAACGACGACGACGACGACGACGACAAGUACCCCGACGUCGACCGUGGAAGAACGUCCUAAGAAACCAUGGCAGUAAAUAAAAAAAAUCCUACCAACCAACACAAGAGGGUCACUCAAUGGAAUCGGGACUGCAUGCAUGCAUUGCAUGUCGGCGGAACCAAGUGAAGAAUCGUGCACCAAAAGACUGCGCAAAUCGGUGAGGAUUGCUUUUUCCGCCCUCGGGCAUGGACUGGAUCCUUUGGUGGUGGUACAAAAUAACGAGGCAAAAGGCAUGCACGAAAGCCAGAUACUAUGACGCGUCUCGAAUUAAAUUGUAGUGGUUCACCAGAAGGGAACCUGUAUUGUUUAAAAAUGAAAAUGCAUCAAAUACGUAACGACUGCGUCUUUUUGAACC
Seminavis robusta is the source of this 1959-nucleotide messenger RNA. NCBI's taxonomy places the organism in Eukaryota, Bacillariophyta, Bacillariophyceae, Naviculales, Naviculaceae. The record is from the annotation of a GenBank genome assembly.